Miniopterus natalensis is the source of this 2092-nucleotide messenger RNA. The record is from RefSeq and is a predicted model, not a curated record. Lineage: Eukaryota; Metazoa; Chordata; Mammalia; Chiroptera; Miniopteridae.
UAACGUAUGUUGUGUGUCUCAGUGUUCAGGAGUUCAUGACCUUCACCAGUCAGCUGAUUGUGGAGCGCUCAGCAAAAGGCAGCAGAGCUUCUGUCAAAGAACAAGACUAUCUGUGCCACGUUUAUGUGCGAAAUGACAGUCUUGCAGGAGUGGUCAUUGCCGACAGUGAGUACCCGUCCCGGGUGGCGUUUACCUUGCUGGAGAAGGUGCUGGACGAUUUCUCCAAGCAGGUCGACAGGAUUGACUGGCCAGUCGGAUCCCCUGCUACUAUCCACUACUCAGCCCUGGAGGGCUACCUUAGUACAUACCAGAAUCCCCGAGAAGCUGACCCCAUGAGUAAAGUGCAGGCUGAACUGGAUGAGACCAAGGUCAUCCUGCACAACACCAUGGAGUCCUUGUUAGAACGAGGCGAGAAAAUAGACGACUUGGUAUCCAAAUCCGAAGUGCUGGGAAUUCACUCUAAAGCCUUCUACAAAACGGCCCGGAAACAAAACUCGUGCUGUGCAGUCAUGUGACUGUAGUCCCCAGAGGCCCCCUCGCUGCAGAGUCCCUGUCAUUCACAUCAGAACCUCAGCUCUUGGAGAAGCCUAGCGGCCACAGAAGAACCAGAACACAGACACUCAUCAUCACCUUGGAGCUCCUGAGAAGAGCCGAGGGCUGGUGGAAGGGGCCUGGGGUGGGAAAUGUUCUAAUUUGUGCGUCUAGUGAUUUUUGAAAAGAUAAUUUGAGGCCUUCAGAGGUGUAUUUUUGGGCCAAAUGAAACCAUAAACACUCCAUGACUCCUGCAGAUGCCCAAGGGCUCAUUUCUAACCCUGUGACGGCCCCAGGGUUAGAGCCAGCUCUGUGUCGAUCCUCAGCAGCCUUUGGGUUUUACUUGUACAUUAACUGUUAACAGUUCAGUAAGGGGGAGGGUUCUCGAUCCACAGGGGUGGGGGGGGCAGAGCGCACACUUGGAUUUCCUGGGGAAGCUACCCAGGGUCACUGGGGGGUGGGGGCAAGCAGGGACAAGGACAGGCCAGCACUACAGGGCCAAGGCCAGGAUGAGAUAGUCAUGGAGUCACACAUUCUGAGACAUGAUUUGCGUUUCUGCUGAGAUCCCCUUCUACAGAGGUCCCCAAAGACGCCUGGGAGGUGUUUGGAGGAGGCGGUGCACCUGCCCUGACCUGCAGGUUGGCCUUGACCGUCAGGAUCACAGGCAUGUGCCUCUGGCAACAAGACUGUUUUGGCAACCAUCUGGGUGGGGCCUACGUGUCUCAGCAAGUGACCUUUCCCUUGGCCACUGUUACUGGGCACCAAGAACGAGUGCCAGCUGACCCAAGGACUCCCAACACCUCAUUAUGGUCUGAGCCCCUUCCCCCCUCUGCCUAAUCCUUAGCAGCAGGAAAAUAGGCCACACAGCAGCCCAGGCUAUGGCUCAGUGGUUUCCGGCCCCCUGCGGCCUGCCAGUCCCCUGGAUCGUGCUGCCCCGUUCCACACUGCUGCCUCGUGCCAUUGUGCCACCUGAGGACAAGAGGCACCCUUGGGACUAGUCCCCACAAAAGCCCUUGCUGGAGUGGUGUCAACUGGUGUGAUCUCAUCUGUGGGGGUCCUUCCUUGAGCAUGCUGGUUUCUGCCCAACCUGAAGGUCCCACUCACCCAACAGGAAGUGCCAGCAGCCCUGAACUUUAUUGUUUGGACCAGAAUGUGGGACCAGUGUAGCUUCUGAGCGCACUGUCCCACACAGGUUUACUUGCUGGCUAUCCUCUGGGUACUGCUGGCCUACCUACCCCUAAUGUAGCCUGCCUGCCCGUGUGAUUUUCCUCCUGCUGGAUGCACCUCAGGAGGCGCAGACCCAUCCUGCUCACUGUCACCUGAGAUGGCUGUGACCCCACUUAAAACGGUGGGGUCAUGGAUGAUGGAGAGGAGCUGGGGGGCAGGAGGAUUUGGGGAAGAGGGAGCGGGUGGGGGCCUGGCUCAGACCCUGUGCCAGAGUGUCCCGUUCAUGUCAUUCUAAUGUUAAGUCAUCUGGCUAAGAGUGUAUUUUAAUAAUCGCUGCCUAACUUUUCUCGUGUUGAGAUGUUCCUAUCUGGAUAAAGUUGUCUUUUGAAAUUCC